Messenger RNA from Corylus avellana, 1362 nucleotides. It is a transcript of the gene SBH2, whose product is annotated as sphingoid base hydroxylase 2. The record is from RefSeq and is a predicted model, not a curated record. Lineage: Eukaryota; Viridiplantae; Streptophyta; Magnoliopsida; Fagales; Betulaceae. Gene Ontology annotation, molecular function: oxidoreductase activity; iron ion binding. Gene Ontology annotation, biological process: lipid biosynthetic process.
UGAUUUUCCUGGGUCUCAAUCCUAGCUUUCUACGCAAAAGGGGGCUCUCUCUCUCUCUCUCUCUCUUCUAUAAUAUCAAAGACUCCCUUCGAAUUUUCUUAUUCUCGUAACCCUAACUCAAUCCCAUUACCCACGAUAUUGUACAAUUACUUUAAUUCGUUUCCGACAAACAAUUCCAAUUAUGCUCUUAUUUGCAAUCAGCAAAGCAUAACAUAGUGGGAAACGGAGGUUCCCACUUUCCCAAUAGAGGUUUUAGGGCUUCUUUUUGGACUUAAUUCGGCUUUGAUUUUCUGAUUUGGGGAUUUUCAAUCUCAUGCAACUUUCGCGUCUUGCGCUCAAUUUCUAACUCUUUUUCCAUCUUUUCGAAAAUGGGUUUUGCGAUUUCCGACGAAUUGUUGGGCACUGUUGCCCCAAUCGUGGUGUAUUGGGUGUAUUCUGGGAUAUAUGUUUUGUUGGGGUCCUUUGAGAAUUACCGGUUGCACUCGAAGAAAGACGAGGACGAAAAGAACUUGGUGUCCAAGGGCACUGUUGUCAAAGGGGUCCUUCUACAACAAACUAUUCAGUCUAUCGUCGCAAUUCUAUUGUUCACGGUGACAGGAAAUGAUGACGUGGCUGCUACAGGUUCACAGUCUUCCUUACUCGUUUUAGCUAGACAGUUCAUAACUGCUAUGUUGGUCUUGGAUACUUGGCAAUACUUUAUGCACAGAUACAUGCAUCACAGCAAAUUCUUGUACAAGCAUAUCCAUUCUCAACAUCACCGUCUUGUUGUACCCUAUGCAUUUGGGGCUCUGUACAAUCACCCCUUGGAGGGGCUGCUCCUUGACACAAUUGGUGGUGCUUUAUCUUUUCUUCUUUCUGGCAUGACUCCGCGAUCCUCCAUCUUCUUCUUCUCCUUCGCCACCAUCAAAACAGUAGAUGACCAUUGUGGGCUAUGGCUUCCCGGAAAUCUCUUCCACGUGUUCUUCCAAAAUAAUACUGCUUAUCAUGAUGUCCAUCAUCAGCUUUAUGGCAGCAAGUACAACUUCUCGCAGCCAUUUUUCGUUGUGUGGGAUAGAAUUCUUGGAACCUAUAUGCCUUACUCGUUAGAGAAGAGAACAAGUGGGGGCUUUGAAGCACGGCCUACUAAAGACUGCAAGGAUGAUUGAUUGUUGAGUGAUAAACAUUUAUUGUUUGUACGAGUAUGAUUUUUUCCCCUUAAAAGAGCCACACUGCCUAGUUGAGUUGUAUAUACACAAAUUGUUGUGCUUUAUACUUCUAUUUCUUUUUUUUCUUUUUUCUUUUUUGUUAAUAUAAGUUCUUAAAACUUUAUCCUGAAUUUGAGAACUUAUUUAUCCAGAUAAAGAUUGAUACUCUUUGAGUUGA